Messenger RNA from Salvia hispanica, 1024 nucleotides. RefSeq lists its product as uncharacterized. The record is from RefSeq and is a predicted model, not a curated record. Lineage: Eukaryota; Viridiplantae; Streptophyta; Magnoliopsida; Lamiales; Lamiaceae.
GAAAGAGCUCAAUAUUAUUAGAACACAAGCACGCGGGAACACACACACACACACACUACUCUCUACUUUUUAGCACACUAAUCUCUGUCUCUCAUUCAUCACCUCUCUUCUCAAUUUCAAAGUUGCCUUUUUUUUUGGGGGGGGGGGUGUUUCUAGAAGUUUCUUCCUCUAGAUCGAAAUGGGCUGCUGUCUCAGCGCCGGCAGCCACAAUCGAGAGGCGGAGAACCGCCGCUCCAUCGACGGAGAGCCGCCGACGUCUCCGCGGGCAAUUCUCGAAGUCGAAACCGUGAAGGAGGUGCUGCUAGAGACGCCCGUUGCUCUGAAAUCCGACGGCGAGAAGCUCAAACCGAAAUCGCCGGAAAAUCAAGAAUCGUCGGCGGAAUUCCGGCCGCCGCCGGUGAUCGCCGGGAGCCGCGACGCGCCGGGAAAUGACGCCGGAGACACGGCGUCGGAGAUCACCGAGCUGUCGGAGAUUGGGAGCUACAGCGAGAGCCUGGCGGCGGCGGCGGCGGCGGCCGCCGAUGAAGACGGCGUGGUUGAUCAGCGGCCGCCGCCGAGGAAGCGGAGGGCGAAUGGCGGGGGGAGAGGGAGGAGAGAAAGGGUGGUGGGAAGGAGAUUGGCGGCUCCGACGCCGGAGAAGAGGGGGCCGGUGGCGCCGGUGAGGGCGGUGCGGGGGCGGGCGGGGGCGGAGGGAAAUGGCAAUGGUGAUGGGAAUUUGAACGGGAAGAAUGUUGCGGAGGGUUAUGGGAGGUCUCCGGGGAGACAGAAGGAGGUGGGGCCGCCGCAGCCACCACGGAAGGAGAGUGAUGAGAAGACUCCGGCGGCGGAGGAGGAAGCUGAGACGCUUGAAAAUCCUGUUGUUUCAUUGGAAUGCUUUAUCUUUUUAUGAUGGAUUUUUUUAGCCAUAAUUUUAUGACUUUUGAAAUGACAUCGUUUUCCUCUCUGAUUGUUGUAAACAAAAGUUAAAAUAUCUUAAUAUUGUAAAUUUUGGUUUAACAUUGAAGAAAAGUGAUUAUUGAGUUUA